CUUCCGUCACGCCCUGUAACCACCACAACAACUUCGCAACAUGGAGCCUGACUGUGACUUUUGCCUCAUUGUACAUGGACAGACGGCCACUGAAAUCCUUAUGAGUGAUGACGAGCUGGUUUGCUUCCGUGACGUCAAACCCGGCGCCGCGCAUCACUACCUGAUCAUUCCCCGGACACACAUCGAGGACUGCAAGUCCCUGCAGGGAAAAGAUGUACCUUUGGUGGAGCGAAUGAAAGAAAUGGGACAGAGUGUGCUACUGAAGAAUGACGUCAAAGAUCUUGAAGAUAUAAGGUUAGGAUUCCACAUCCCUCCGUUCAACUCUGUUCCUCAUCUUCACCUUCAUGCACUUGCUCCAACAAGUAAAAUGAACCCCUUUGCACUACGACGCUAUGGACCUCAGUCUCACUGGUUCCUAACUGUUGAUAAGGCACUUUCUCAGUUGGGACAAAAUGGCAAGAUCAAGUGAAGAUAAGCAGAAGAAUCCACUGCUGUUGAUCUUUUUACACACAUAUUGCUUUGAAAUACUUUAAGUUGCUUUUUAUCAGUCAUGUGAUUUUCAUUCUUCUUGUAUGUCAUUAAAGUCUGAUGCUGGAAGUGGGAUGUGUUAAAAAUAGGCUACCUUACAGCCCUGUGAAAAAAUGUAUACCACUUUUUUUAAAUUAUUAAUAUAUUUCCUGAAUCACGUAUUUAUGAUUUUUUUUAUUAUUCUCACUGAUUGUCAGAUUUGCUGCGAUUCAUUCUGUCCGUGGAUAUAUUUUUAACGUCUGACUUCAUCUUUUGUUUCACAUUUUUACAAUGAGUCAUCUAUGUACAAUUACACAACAAAUCCACUGGGUGUCAGUAAAGUCUAUGUGUUUGUGGGCUAUAUUUAUUCGAGGUUAUGUUUUACUUGAAACGUUACAUAAAAAUUUCAGUAAAUAUGUGCAAUGGGACAAGGAACAAAUUAUCCAGUUUUGCGGAUCUGGAUCAAAGACUAUUCUUUAAUAAUCGGCGGCAUUUGUGCCAGAUUUUAUUUAUUUAUUUUUAUUUAAUUAUUUUUUGUGGGAUACUUUGUCAUUGGGAGAUUGUGUUGAGGGUGGACAAAUUAAAUUUAUUUAAUUUAUGGGUGAAAUCACAAUGAUGAAUAUGUAAUUGGCAGGUAACCAAUGCAAAGGGAUGAUUCUUAAGUUAUUUCAUCCUAC
Molecule: messenger RNA, 1184 nt
Organism: Synchiropus splendidus (mandarinfish)
Lineage: Eukaryota; Metazoa; Chordata; Actinopteri; Syngnathiformes; Callionymidae
Product: adenosine 5'-monophosphoramidase HINT3-like
Exons: 5
Coding region: 41-469 (142 amino acids)
Molecular function (GO): catalytic activity
Source: RefSeq, a predicted model, not a curated record